AUAGCGUGCCGAGCAGUCGCAGAACGCGCACGAGUAUUAACCAAGAAACCAAAAAAAGAAAUACAAAACAACACUCGAGUGAUUUCCAACCAAAAGAUACAGUUAAAAAACAAAGAAUUUAAUUUAGCCUCAACGAACAUACAGAAAUUCUUCGCUUUUAAUUGCCCGAAGACGUUUUUUACGUUUGUUAUUAAUUAAUUGUAAAAUGAGUGACCUAGAGCAUAUUGCACUUCAAAUGGAUAAGCUGCCGCUGGACGAUGAUAAAACUUUGGCGAGAAAUCAAGAAAAUAUCAACAAUCACAGCAAUGGCGAUGCAAUCGAUGGACGUAAUAAUGUACGAGUGCCCCGAGCAGUUCCCGAAACGGAUGAUGAUGACGACGAUCGUCCCUUUGUUAAAGAUGGGAGUGGUAAUCCCGGUGUAGACGAUGGUCUCCUUGGAGGCAACGCCGGUGGUGGGGUCACUGUACUCAUUCCCAACGGAGGAGGCGGCAGACGACCCAGUUUCUCCUUUCCGGGAUACAAUGGAACAUCGGGUGUUGUGACCAUUGACGGAGUGGAGACUCCAGUUCCCGAUGUCAAUGCAUAUCAGCACAAGAAGACCCUGGCCCAGGGUAUGAUGGAUCUGGCUCUGCUUUCGGCAAAUGCCAAUCAGCUGCGUUAUGUACUGGAAACGAAUACUCAGCAUCCGUACUUUUAUCCCAGCUUGAUAUUCAUCUCACUCAGCAUUGUAUUUCAGAUUGCUGUUGGCGUGGGACUUAUUUGGAAUGGCCGGUACAACAUUAAGAACGAGCAAGAUAUCUGUCGGGCGAACAGAGUCAACAAUUACACAGUCAUCGGCAUUUUUAUUGUGACAGUGGUCAAUGUCCUGAUAUCGGCCUUUGGCGUGGCAUCUACACCUGUUGUCGUUAAUACUACUUAGUUCAGGAUCUGCUUUUAUAUUUGUAGAUUCCUUUAGAAAUUAGUAUUUAGCCAGUUAAGCACAAUCACAUCAUUAGGAAAUACUCACAGCCUCACCUCACACCGGGUAGUUUUUUUUGUUAAAAUUCACACAAGCGCCUCAUUUUUAUACAUGUAACAACUGAAAUGUGAUAAAUAAAAUGAAUCCCAUAAAAUGAAAUUAAUGCAAAGAGAGCAUUUUGUCGAAAAUAAA
Drosophila kikkawai is the source of this 1150-nucleotide messenger RNA. It is a transcript of the gene NijA, whose product is annotated as Ninjurin A. The record is from RefSeq and is a predicted model, not a curated record. Gene Ontology annotation, biological process: tissue regeneration; cell adhesion. NCBI's taxonomy places the organism in Eukaryota, Metazoa, Arthropoda, Insecta, Diptera, Drosophilidae. Gene Ontology annotation, cellular component: membrane.